Macadamia integrifolia is the source of this 9108-nucleotide messenger RNA. RefSeq names its product F-box/FBD/LRR-repeat protein At1g13570-like. The transcript has 3 exons. Gene Ontology annotation, molecular function: protein binding. NCBI's taxonomy places the organism in Eukaryota, Viridiplantae, Streptophyta, Magnoliopsida, Proteales, Proteaceae. The coding region runs from base 7556 to 8794 and encodes 412 amino acids. The record is from RefSeq and is a predicted model, not a curated record.
UUCUUUUCUUAGAUUUUAUGCAAAAUAAAGUAAGACAAUACAAAUUAUUCUAGUGUAUAUUGCAGUGGAGGUGCAGCUUUCUGUCCUCAAAUUUCAACUCUUUUUGUCUCCGGCACCUGUAAGGGUUCCUUCCGUUCCUUUUCUUCUCCUUUUUGGUUGAUUCUCCCCCCCCCCCUUUUUCCCGUUCUUUGUACACUGAGGUCACAAGUUAUUUUAGGUGUGGGGUUAUGUAUUUGGUAAAGUAAGAUAAAAUUGAAGAGUUUGUUGAAGUCCUGAAUCAAUGAAGUGGCGAUUGGUCCAACAAACAGGGUUGAGUGUAAGAACUUGUUUGAAGAAGCCCAAUUGUUGAGGAAGCCGGGCAAGCUGAAAAGCAUAAGAAAUUUUAGUCAUACUACUAACGAGAUAAGUUAUACUAAAAUUUCAUUACUAAAAUUUUGUGAAAUCAUUUCAGGGACUUGAAUAGAAUCCACUGUCAGAUCCAAGCAGUGCCACCUUAUUCUCAUUAGUUUUUUCCAAUGUUUUCCUCUAUCUCAAUAUGUUAAUCUCUUUCUUUUCAUGGUUGGAGAAAAGGUUUAUUCCCAUAGCUUGAUGGGGAAACCAAAAUACUGUUCUUGCUGAACAAGUUUCUUCUUUCUAUUUCUUUCUUUUUGCUGCUGUUUUGUUUAUAUUAUUAUUCUUGGGUAUUCUAUUACUGCUAUCGUUUUGUUCUUCAUCUGGACGCUUACAUAAGAUCAGAUAGUUGGUUCUCCUUAAAUCCUUUCUGGGCCUGAUUGUUCUGCUUUUUUAUUGAUUCAUAUCUGUCCCUGGAACUGUUCUGAAGUUGCUCUUUUUUAUCUCUUUAUUCCUGCUGGAAAACAUAGUAUUCAAUUAACUUAUUUUUUAUUUCAGUUUUUGUUUGAUGCCCUCAUAAGAUGUGCAAACCAGUUCUUUAGUCAUCAGAGUAGCCUCCUGCUGGUGGUUUCCCAAGAAAUUAUUUGCAUUAGAUAUCAUUUUAAGUUCCAGGAAAACUGAAUAGAAUUCUGUUCCAUCAAUUGUACACCCUAAGGUAGAAAAUGAGUUGAUACCUUCGGUAUUAUCUGAAUCUUAGGUAAAAUCUGAACCUCCUCCUUAAAGCCUCGAGUUAAUUGGGUCAGAUUUGUAAGAGUUAGAGCAAGUUUUCUAUCAAGGUUAGAAUUGAGUUCUAUUUGCCAAAAAAAUUUACGAUAGUACCAAAAGCUUUCUACCAAAGUACAACCAGCUUGCAUAGUUUUCUUCUAAAUAAUUUUGGGAGCCCUUGUUUCAAUAAUUAUUUUUUCUAACCUCGACAAUUUUGGAAAUUUCUCUGGUGGGGUUAUCUUUAGGUUGGCAAUUCUGACUAGAGAACCACCUUGAUGUUUGAAGCAGUGAAAUCUUGAGAAAAAUAUUUCUACUCACAAGGGAUCUGGGAGAAACCCUGAUAAAUGAUAUUACUAUCCAAAACAUUAUUUGUCUGAAACCCUGAUAUGAACUACUAAUCCAGUACUAAAUAGGGAUUUGGGCGAUUUGUGAAAGUUUACUAGAGGAUUUUAUUUCCCCUCUUGGGUUCGCUUCUUUGUUUUGAGUAUUUUCACUCAUGAAUUACGAAAAUAGGAAAUUCUAUCAUGGUUGUCCAAGUCUGUUAUGUUCAUGUACCUAAAUGUGGUUGCAAGGUUUUAAUAGGGGUGGUUAUUCUAAAAAAGUUGCUCCUAUAUUAAUGUAUGCCAUUUAGGCUCGAAUUCAUAUUCAGGGAAAUAUCAGUCACUGGCUACAUUAAUAUUCACAUCCUCAUACCAGUCUAAGAUUAUGUCCCUUUGAGGUUUAGGGUUACAUAGUGAUAAGAAACUAAACUCCAAUUGGUUCUAAAAAAUAUUGCAGUGGCUUGAGAUGGUAUGGUAACACAAAUACAUUAGGUAGGAUGAAAUGUCAUUAGUCAGUGGCUCUGAAAAGGAUGGGACAUGGAUCACGGAAGAAAUAAGUACAUAAUUUAACGGAUGAUAAAGCCAUGGGCACAAUGGAAUGGCAGCAGAGGGUUUCAUGUAGGCAAUCCAAGAUGGUUAAGACCAUGCUCGAAUGUUACUGGCUGCUGGCUGCUGCCAAUGUUAAUGAUCAUAUUGGUUUAACAAAUAACAACAAUUAUUUCAGCUGUUAGCCUUCUACAAGUAUCAUCUUGUGAAUUAAAGCACUCAAUGAGUAGGAAUUACAUAAAAAGAGACCUCCAACCUUCAAAAAUGGAAAAAUAAAGAAAGAAAUCUAACACUCCUUUAGCCACAAUUAGGGCUCCUAAUGUAGUACUGAUUUACAGGUGUAAAGCUAUACCAAGACAGGAUCUAAAAUAGUAGCUAGCACAGGGAAUUAAUAAACAGCAAUCAGAGGGAGGAUAUUAUGGUAAUUUCCGGCCCAAAUUAGGUUCAGAAAUUAUGUCAAAUAGUCCCAAUCGAUCCCUGAAAACAGAACUGAGAUCUAGAUACAAAACAGGAAACAAAAUAGUAGUAUUCAAAGGACAGAAACAGUAUUAGUCGAUUCAGGUUCAGAGAAGGGAAGUGUAAAGUUGGUAUUUUGCAAAUAUGUCAAGAUCCUGCCGUGAGUCCAAAUUUUUCCAAAUUAGGAUCCUUGAAGGUCUGGUGAAAUUUUGAAUGCGAAAAUCUUGGAUCUACCCUUCUAGAAGAUCUGAACAAAUCAUAGGAUUACUUGAAGAACAGCACUUACUUGACAGAAGCUGGAACAAGAGAACGAAAGAUGAUAAAAGGAGGAGGAAUGAUGUUCGUCUAGCGUUCCCCACGCCCACACACAGCCCGUGUUUUCAGGGGGUCAGGGGCGUCUUUUCACAACUCCUGAAAACAGGGGCUGUGGGAAUGCUAGACAGACAGCGUUCUUUCUCCCAAAAUAAAAAUAAUUUUUUUUCUAGGAGUGAUAUGCAAUUAAUGAGUUUUCGAAGCUCAAAGUUACCAAAAUCAAUCCCCAAAAUUCCUCAUCAAACCCCAAAGCCAGAGAUACCAAAAUCAGCACUUCAUACGGUAGAAAGCGUCAUAAUGCUCAAAAUCGUUCGGCCACUACCAUCAUCGAUUCAGCACAAAACUUCAUUGUAGACGAUCUUUAGUAACUGCUAGUCUCACUUCUACUGUAAGUCUUCUUUUCCUAGAUUUUAUACAAAAUAAAGUAAGACAAUACAAGUUAUUCUAGUGUAUAUUGCAGGGAAAGUGCAGCAUUCUAUCCUCAAAUUUCAACUCUUUUUGUCUCCGACACCGGUAAGGCCUCCUUCCAUUUUUUAUUUUUUUUCCUCCCUUUUGGUUGAUUCCCCUUUAUUUUUUUCUCGUUCGUUGUACACCUAGGUCACAAGUUGUUUUAGGUGUAGGGAUAUGUAUUUGAUAAAGUAAGAUAGUAUUGAAGAGUUUGCUGUAGUCCUGAAUCAAUGAAGCGGCAAUUGGUCUAACAACUAGGGUUGAAUGUAAGAUGUUGUUUGUAGAAGCCCAAUUGUUGAGGAAGCAGAGCAAGCCAACAAGCAUAAGAAAGUAGAGGGGAAAGAUGGGAUCAUUUUCUGUCUGUUGAAACCCUAGAUUUUGGAAUCAGGAAGUAGCAAAGUUCUCUAAAAGUCUGUAAAUAUUUUUUAAAGAAAAUUGCAAUGCCACCUCCUGAACUUUGGUCUUUAUUCAAUGCCAUCCCUUGGACUUUUUGAAAUAACAAAGACACCCCCUAUUAAUUUAAAAAAUGCCAAAUCCAUCCCUUCUGUUAGCCAUCCCUGUUAAGUGAUGGAAUAUCUGUUAGUUAUUUCGUUAAAUGCCCAAACACCCCCACUCAAGGUGAGUUGACCAUCUUACCCUCUGCAAAUCCCUUCCAUUCUCUCACAAUCUAGGGUUAGGUUUUCUGUAGAAUUCUAUGGAACCUUAGAUGCUUGCGGCGGUGGUGGAGGAGGUGUAACCGGAGACUUAGAUGUUUGCGGGGAUGGAUCAUUAACUGGCAGAGGAUUGUGUGGUGAUGGUGUUUCAAGUUGAUUGUUUCGAGCUUUUGGCGGAAGUGGUGGUGGCGGUGGUGGAGUUGGAGGAGAAGAGGAUGUAACGGGAUGCUUGUCUUUAGGAGAAGAAGAAAUUGAAAAACGCUAUUUGGGAGAAGACCUUCUAGAGUGAGGAGUAGAAGUAGAAGAGAGAGAACUAGUACCAAAACUCGAGCUUUUAUGGGCAGUGCUCGUACAAUGAUUGACCUUUGGCCAAACCUGACGCGAAGCAGGUACGCAAGGGCUCUCACCAUUACUACUAUUACCAUUCCCAUUCCCAUUCCAAUUCCCAUUCCCAGCUAUUGAGCCCCGAGGUGUGUAGUAGAAUGUCUCCUCGUCAGACGACAUGGCUUGAGGUGGAGGCAGAGGAGGAGGAGAAGUUCUGCGCGGUGGAGCCCUGCUCAGGUGUGGUAAGGGAUGAAGUUCUGGGCUUGGACAGUGCAGCUCUAAUAUUUGCAUGGAGCUUAGCUUGUGGUAAGGCAAAAUCAUAGUAUUUGCACGCUAAUUUCACCAAGUAUUUCUAUAAUGGCUUUUAGGCUAUUCCGACCUUGUCGAGUUUCGAGAGCAGGAAGCCCUGCUACUUCAAUACAGGUGUGAUGGUUAUGGAUCUCGACAGAUGGAGACAGGGCAAUUAUGGGAAGAAGGUAGAGGGUUGGAUGCAGUUACAAAAACAGAGAAGGAUUUACGAAUUGGGUUCACUUCCUCCAUUCUUGCUGAUUUUUGCUGGAGAUGUUGAGCCCGUUGACCACCGGUGGAAUCAACAUGGUCUUGGCGGGGAUAAUGUGGUGGGCAGUUGCAGAACUUUACAUCCCGACGGCAUUAGUUUGCUGCAUUAGAGUGGUAAGGGGAAACCAUGGACGAGACUUGAUGAGAAGAAACCAUGCCCUCUUGAUUAUCUUUGGGAGCCUUACGAUCUCUACAGACCUCAACUACAACGACAAGAAGUAGAAAUAUUGGUGUCAUUCCAAAUGUCGAUUACUUUGCUUGCUUCAUUGUAAUUAGAAAAAAUUCGAUUAAUUUUUCUUUGAUUCUUUUUUGACAUUCAAGGAGAUUCUUUCUAUCAUUUGUAUAAAGAAGAGAUUAGAAACAAAACCCUUCAAGAUAUUGAGAUUGGGUAAUUUUUUCUUUGUAUGUUCAUUUUUUUGGAGGUGAAUUUGAUAGUCUUCCCAGUUCCCAUCUCCCAUAUCCAUUUGAGAGUUUCUUUUCUCUCUAUAUCUCCAUGAGAGAUGUUACUCUGUUCAUUCCUUUUCAAAAUUUCAGCUCCUAGAUAGGGAAGGGAUUUGAUGCCAAUAUCAGUAUAAUGUUAUGGGUUUGUUUGUAUGAUAACUAUGAAGAUUUAUUCUCUCUGAAUUGUUUGUGUUUUUGCUGAUGAAUUUGGUUUGAUCGACUUUGCAAAAGAAUCAGAAUUUGUGCUCUGUUACUACAAGCUCAAAUGCUGAAUUGGGGCUAUAAGCUUUCAUUUCAGAACAAGAAGCUCCAUUACUUUUCCUGCACCAAGCGGUGAAAGGAGGGAGAUGGGGAGGCUCUAGCACCAUUUCCACUCUGCACCAUUUCCCAUGAAAAACUAAUACAUUUUUAUGAAUAUGCAGGAGAAUCCAUUCAGAACAUGGAACUAUAAAACUAUGGAACUGAUUUCAUUUUAAUUUCCGCAAGCAUCUAAGGUUCCAUAGAAUUCUACAAAAAACCUAACCCUAGAUUGAGAGAGAACGAGAGGGAUUUGAAGAUAGGGGUUGGGAUUUGCAGAGGGUAAGAUGGUCAACUCACCUUGAGUGGGGGUAUUUUGGACAUUUAACAAAAUAACUAACAGACAUUCCAUCACUUAACAGGGAUGGCUAACGGCAGGGAUGGAUUUGACAUUUUUUAAAUUAAUAGGGGGUGUCUUUGUUAUUUCGAAAAGUACAUGGAGUGGCAUUGAAUAAAGACCAAAGUUGAGGGGGUGGUGUUGCAAUUUUCUCUAUUUUUUAUUUUAUAAACUUGGGAAUCUUGCUAACGUAGGUAAGCUUCAUUGGUUUUUUGCUUUUAUUGAUCCAAUUCUGAUUCCAAUUCCAAUUCCUUAAAUUAUUAAGAUUGGCUUCAUAUUCAGAUUUUGGGUUCCAAUAUGAUUGUUGGCAUAGUUAUCAAGGCAGAAAGGCGACCAAGGUGUUUGGGUGUCUUCCGAAGGGCUUUGGUGAUAGGGUGGGAAUAAGGUGUCGCCUUAUCGAAUAAAGCAUUAUAGUGUUUUUUUUCUUAUUUUUUUUUAUUUUUUUUAUUUUUUUUAUUUUUUAUGUAACCAUUUUAUUUGCAACAAAUAGCAUAUUAAAAUUUAUAUAAUUCUACUUAUAGGCUAAAUAAAAGUUAAAGAUUCAUACUAAUGCAAGAUAUUCAUUAGGAAAACAUAUCAAUAAAGUGAGUAAACUAACUAAGUUCAUCUUCAUCAUAGGGUAUAAUAUAACUAUGAAACAAAAAUUAUAAAUAUAAUGGAAAAACUGCUGUUAAAAUAUUUAAGUAUUUAUUAUACUUACCUCUAUGAUGCCAAAGUGAGGGCCUAAGAUCAUCCACUAUAUUUCUACUUUUGUUAGUCUGAUUAGGGCUGCAACUCAGGUUAGUAUCGCUGGAAUGGGAAAAGAAAACCAGGAAAGAAGAAGAAGAAUGAAUGAAGAGAAGGGAAGUCUCACUGGCAUGGGAAGAGGAAGAAUUAAGGAAGAAAAGAAUGGAUUAAGGGAAGAGAAAUAGAAAGGAAGAAGAAGAAGAAGAAGAAAAAACAGAUGAGAAAGAGAUCUCCAUUCAGUAAUAGAGAACUGGGAAAAUAAUGAAGAAUAAAAAGGAGCCAUAAUGGCUUAAGGAAGACUCGCCGGAGGAAGAAUUACUAGAGGAGAGUCACCGGAGCCGAAAUCGAUUGCGGGAGAAACACCUAUGCCUUAGUUCUCCCAAACAAAGAAGAAAACAGCCAAGAGGAUUUUGUGAUUUGUGAUUGAACGAUUUUGUGAUUUGUAAUUUGUUCAAUCAAAAUGUGGUUUUUGACUUUAUAUAAACUUGAUCCCAUAGUUCUCAAGCGUACAGAAUUCCCAUAGACUUUCCAAUCACAAAAAAAGAUAAGGAAUCUAUUGUAAUACAUGGAAAAAAAAAAGUUAAUAAACAAAAACAUAAAAGGUGUCCGCCUUGGUCGUAAGGCGUCAUAAGGCGUCACCUUAGCCAUUAAGGUGGUCACCUUACGUGAAACCCCUAAAGAGCAUGACUGCCUUAGCCUACCCAUACCGCUUUGAUGCCUUGGCGUUGCCUUGGCAGCUCCUUGGCGAUGCCUUAAUAACUAUGAAUGUUGGGGUCCUAUGAGAAAAGAGAACAUUAACUUUUAUGUUUUGUGGAAGGUUUGUCUCAUGCUUCAGGGAUCUGAGAUACUUUUAACCAUUUUAUUGUAGCUUAUGUGUCUUAUUGUUCCUCUUUGCUAUAUAUGCAUUUUUAUUAUAACUUGCAAUAGCUGUUUUGUUGCUAGGAGCAGGUGCUCUCCUUGGUUUGCUAUAGUCUUUUAUUAUAUCAGAAAUCUGUUAUCAAUAACAAAGUAUUUACCAAACCAUUAAAUAUUGCAGGACGGAAAUGGCUUCUUGUUCGACUCUAGAUAUCUUGAGUGAUCUACCAGAAGAUAUACUAGAGAACAUCUUUUCUCAUUUGUCAAUGAGAGAGGUGGUGAGAACCAGUGUCCUAUCAACUAAGUGGAGAUUCAAAUGCAUUUCAGUUCCACAUCUCAUAUUCAAUGAUGAUUGUAUACCAGUUUCUGUUGGUGCACUUCGUCAUGAUAAACUUGUGCAAAUUGUUAAUCAUGUUCUCCUACUUCAUAGAGGUCCAGUUCUAACAUUUCAGAUCUCUAGUUCACAGUUAAACACCUGUUCAGAUAUAGACAGCUGGAUUCUUUACCUCUCAUUAUAUUCUGUCAAUUCUAUCAAAGAUUUUAAACUUGUGAUUUCUAAAUCCGAGCGUCAUAAUGUUCAUCCAUGCUUAUUCUCCUUUAAAAAACUGAUUCAUCUAAUACUGGCUGGCUGCGUAAUCGUACUUCCUGUGAUGUUCAAAGGCUUUAGCUGUCUCACAACUCUGGCUUUUAAACAUGUUACACUCUCUAAUGCGGCAUUCGACUGUUUGGUUUCCACCUGCCCUCAACUAGAAAGGUUGGCAUUGAUUGAUAUGGAUGGUCCUACUCAUAUUGAACUUAGCAAUCUGAAACUCAAGUACUUGUUGAUCUAUGGAAAAUUCAUUCCUAUAUACCUCAAAGAGUUAAGGUUUUUAGUUUAUGCAAGCUUUGUUGCAACAACAGCAGCUCAUCCUGACCAACGAAGAACUUGCAAUUUUAGCAACAUUCUUGGCUCUCUGCCGGGUAUUCAAAAGCUUGUCAUGGGAGGCUGGUAUCUACAGUCUUUAGCCAUUGGUGAUAUGCCUAGGAGGCUUCCUUCGACUUAUGAUCAUUUGAGGAGCAUCUACUUUCAUCUGAAUGUAAAGGAUAUGAAAGAUAUUUUAGUUGCUAUUUGGUUACUUAAAAGCUCCCCUAAUUUGCAAAAGCUUGAAAUCCAUAGAGAUGCGAUUGUUCCUAUCAUGGACCAACAAAAAGCAAAGGAUCAUUUGGAGUGCACAUUCAACAAACUUCGGGUUGUGGAUAUGUCUAGACUCCUUGGCAUGAAAAUGGAAUUGGAAUUCAUUAAAUUUAUACUUGCCAAUUCUCCAGUGCUUGAAACAAUGAACAUCAUUCCUGCAAUAAAUGGCAUUGACAAAGGAUUGUUGUUGAAGGAGUUGCUUCGAUUGAAAAGAGCUUCGCCACAAGCAGAAAUUUGUGUACUUGAGCCCUAAGACUUAAUAGAAGUGAUCCAAGUUGAUGACCGCUAGAGCUUCAUUCAGCAUUGACAAAGGAUUGUUGUUGAAAGAGUUGCUUCGAUUGAAAAGAGAUUCACCACAAGCAGAAAUUUGUGUACUUGAGCCCUAAGACUUAAUAGAAGUGAUCCAAGUUGAUGACCGCUAGAGCUUCAUUCAACCCCGCCCCCAUUUUUCCCUUUUGUCUGGUUAAAUGUAUCUUAGCGGUAGAUGUGUCACAGGUCAAAUGUACAUGUUAAAGAGCAUUCUGUUGGCUACUGAAACUAAUGAUCAAGACUUGAUUUUCUUUGUUC